Messenger RNA from Microtus ochrogaster (prairie vole), 561 nucleotides. RefSeq names its product transmembrane protein 213 (gene Tmem213). The record is from RefSeq and is a predicted model, not a curated record. Lineage: Eukaryota; Metazoa; Chordata; Mammalia; Rodentia; Cricetidae.
AUGGACAUCAUGAGUGAGCAGCCAGGCAUGAUCACUUUCUCCAGGGCUUUGAGCGAGCGGGAUUGCACCCAUCACUUCCUUACUGGGCUGACUGUGUGUGAGAACAUAGCGUGCAGAUGCCGGAUACCCAGCUCCUACAGAACAGGAGUCACCUCAAACACCACGCACACAGGACCCAGGGUCCCCAACCCGGGGCACCCCUGUGCCAACAUGGCCCAGACAGGUGUCUCCCUCUGCAGCCCUGGGUACCUCACCUCUGCCUCGCAGGCCACCCUGCUCUUCAGCCUGGUCCUCGCCUCCUUCCACUUGUCCUGCGGUACAGAAGCCAGCAGCGGCAACUCAACCCUGAGUAUACACCACCCAGACCCUGGGACCCUGGAGCAGUGUGCCAAUGUGGACUUCUGCCCACUAGCCUCGCUGUGCUGCCGGGCUUCAGUGGAUGAGUACGGCUGGAUUGCUGCGGCGGUCGGCUGGAGUCUCUGGUUCCUCACCCUCAUCCUGCUGUGUGUGGACAAACUGAUGAAACUAACUCCAGAGGAGCCCAAAGACCUGGCAGCGUGA